Gasterosteus aculeatus aculeatus (three-spined stickleback) is the source of this 3127-nucleotide messenger RNA. Lineage: Eukaryota; Metazoa; Chordata; Actinopteri; Perciformes; Gasterosteidae. The record is from RefSeq and is a predicted model, not a curated record.
UUUGUGCCACUGUGAAGCAGCCGAGCCGAGCCGAGCCGCAACAACGACGCCAGGGAAGUCUGCAGGCCCUUUAGACUGACGGACAUCGAUGGGUAAGAAAAAUCGCCUCACAGGAGGAGCGGUCGGUCGGAGAACGAUCCUACAGCUUUCCCCUCCCGGGCUGCGCGGCGGGAAUGUCGGAGAGAGGGAAGAAGCCCCCUCGGGAUCCGAUGAUGAACAGGAGGUUGAUGGACACAGAUUUAUGAGAGAAAGACUCACAAACAUGAAGACUGCCGCAGUAAAGGCCACAGAGGGCUUGUCUCUGCUUGGAGCCUACGAGGACAGCGAUGAAGAGGAGGCUGGAGACGCUCUUCCGCUUUCCACUGCAAAGUCAACAGACAUCGACAGUACAUUGGCCAAUUUCAUGGCUGAAAUUGAUGCCAUCACCACCCAGCCAAAUUCUGAAGAUGCAACUCCACCUUCGGUCCCAACCGCCGCACCACCCAGACCUGAUGUGGACACUCGGCAGCCAGCUGCCAGUGCAGCUCAAAACCAACAAAGCGCAGAGUUUGAGUACAAUACUCAGUGCUCUCUUUCUGGAGUGGGUGUAGAGAUGGGAGACUGGCAGGAGGUGUGGGACGAGAACUCUGGCUGCUACUACUACUGGAGCACUCGGACCAACGAGGUGUCCUGGGAGCUGCCGCACUAUCUAGCUGAUCAGGUGCAAACUCUGGGCCAGAAUACCAACAGGGAGGUCAUUGAGAGUGUCGUGGGCCUCACAAGUGAAGAAGAAGAGCGCCACGGAGUGGCGGCGUCUCUGCUCGGGCCUUUGAUCCCCUCUGAAGUGAAGGAAUCAGAAGAGCGAUGGAGGAAAAAGCUGCUUAAAGGCUUGGAUGAGACUGAGAACAGUUUAGAUUCUGACGGGGAAGGCGUUCGCAGUGCAGUAUCUCAAUCCACCCCUCCGCUGGACCCUGACCCAAUCCCCACGGUCCAGAAAGACGUUUGCCACAAGGACUUGGAGGACAAUUCUGAUGCAGAGGAGGAGACUGAAGAAGACACCAUGGAGCUGGAACUGGCCCUGGAGAGGAAAAAGGCUGAGCUGCGGGCGCUAGAGGAGGGCGACGUGAGUGCCGGGGGCUCCAGUCCUUGUUCCGAGACCAGCCAAGAAGCCUCUGGUUCUCGAGGCAUUCUGCUAAAGAAAAAGCGGUGGAAGACCGCCUUCCCUUCGGCUCCCAGUCCAGAGUCCAACAGCAUCGGCUCCGACCUGCAGGACAUCACGGAGACAACCGUUUCGAAAGCUCAAGAAAGCGUCAAAGAAGUGGAGGACAAGGAAACAGAUGGUUCAGAAGAGAAGGCGCUUACAAUUCCUCCGGUUAAAGAAGAGGUGGAAACACCGGAGCUGAAAGUAGAAACGCCUGAGCUCAAGUUUCAGAUUGGAGAACUGGCUAAUACGUUGACUAGCAAGAUGGAGUUCCUGGGGAUAAACAAAAGGGCGAUCUCAAACUUUCAGUUUCUUCUGUUACAAACUGAGACUCGGAUUGCUGACUGGAGAGAGGGCGCACUGAAUGGGGUCUAUCUUCGUCGCAGGCUCCAGGAAGCUGCCGAACACAUAAAAUAUUACGAACUUAACGCCACUCCUAAAGGCUGGUCCUGCCACUGGGACAGAGAGCACAGGCGGUAUUUCUAUGUGAACGACCGGACCAGUGCCUCCCAGUGGGAUUUUCCAAAAGAGGACAAGGAGGAAGACCUGCAAGGCACAGAGACACAGACCUCCAGCCAAGAGAACACCAAAACAUUGACCGCAUCUCCUGGUGGGGUCGCAGGAUCUUUCACCCCAGCCGCCCCCCCACCAGCACCGCCCCAGCCCAUUGCAUCGUCUCUCUGGUCCCCACCCCAACCCCCCCUUCCUGACAGCCCACCUCCCCCUCCUGGACAGCCCCCACCACCGCCUCUCCCCCCCGGCUCCCCACCUCCACCACCUCCUCCUCCUGACAGCGACGAAGAGAUCAUGGAGGUGGAGAUGGAGAUGGACGACGACAAUGACAGCGAGCCGCCUGCUCCUGGAACGGAGGAGGACGGCUCUGCGAGGCCUCCGUUGCCUCCAGGCAGCGCCGGCGUGAAGAUUGUGGAGUCGUCGGUUCCCUUGGGGAAGGGUCAGAAACGUAAAGCCGGCCAGCUGAGUAAAUCCAUCACUAUUGGCAGUGGCGCCAUUCUCUACACCCAGCCGGCUUUUAGCGCAGCUCCUCUAAUUUCUGCAACGGCUUACUGGGGCGUGCCAGCGGUCCCUGCUCCCCUGGUCCCCUGUGAGCCUCCUCUCCCACCUGUCCCGGCCUUACCUCCUCAGCCACCACUGCCGCCAAUCCAGCCGCCCUCUGAACCUCCUGGAGUCAAAGCUCCGGCCGCAGACAAGACCAAGAAAAUAAAAAAGGAUAAGUCAAAGAAGAGUAAGAUCAAAAUGCCGUCUCUGGUGAAGAAGUGGCAGAGCAUCCAGAAGGAGUUGGACGAAGAGGAGAAAAGCAGCUCCAGCGACGAGGACAGAGAUCAGCUCAACAAGAGGAGUAUCGAGGACUGGAAGACACAGCAGCUCAUGACAGGAAAAGCUUCAAAGAAUGCUAAUUUUGAGACGCUGCCCGAUAACUGGAGGGACCGACUGAAGAAACGGAAGACGACGAAGAACACGUAACAUCCAACCUGGGUCAUAAAUCGCCUGCUCACCAUCAUUUUUACUCAGCUCCAUCCCUUAAUACAAGGUCAUCCUGCCCCAGAGGAUGAGGAUUAACGUUUUAUUUUUAUGGUCGUUGGAUUUUUUUUAUCAUUUUAUGGUGGACAAUGGAGACAUUUUGAGGUCCUUACAUGGCAGGCCAUUCCACAGAAGGACCUGAAUGCUCUUUUGUUUUUGUAGUGACUGUUGUAAAUGUGCCAAAAUGAUUGGGUUCAUUGGGGUUCAUCAAAAUCUACUUCACCGCCGUUUUGUCGAGCUUCACGAAAUCGAUGACCACCGCAGUUUGUUUGGAGGGAGUGUGUCUAUUUUAUUGAGUUUAUACAACUCCGUUCAUUCAUGUAUAAUGUUAUGUGCAAUGAUUUGUGAAGGGAAGCGUCGCUGGACUUGUACAUUUUGUAAAGUUAUUAAAGUUUUUUUCAUUUUUUA